AUGAAUUCUUCCACCCAGGAUAGUGUUAUUGAUCUUUCUCUUGACCCGCAACAGGAUUAUGCACAUCUGCUUGUAUUUCCUUUAUGCUACAAUUCAUUUAUUCCAGCUCUGCACCUGCCCAUCUCGGCUCUUCUUGACUUCACCAAUCUGCCACCAUUUGAUCACUCACUCAUGGUGACCGACUUGCAUCAUUUUUUCACUUCUGAGCACUACAUUGCAAAUGCUGUGCCGGCUGACUUCCUGGAUUGCUCCCUUCCACCACUCAGUCUGUCCACUCAGCUCCUGGAUAUCUUCGGUCAGGCCUAUCAUGAUGGCACAAAAUCUAUCAAGGAUCCACAGUUUCCGGGUAAUCUUCCAUGUUGGGUAGUUCAGUAUUGGCAUGACUUAGGGUGUGCUGUUGCAGCGAAAGAGCACUGGAGUCUGGCUCAUGAUUGGCUAGCAGGCCAUCUUCAGGUACUUGGGUGGGGUACUACUCUUAAUGGCCCGGCUGCAUCACUGCAGGUGCUCGAUCUUGCAGAGUUCCUAUCAUCCACACCAAUGAAGGGCUGCUUCGUUGAUGCAAUGGUGAACGAGAUAUCCCUCCACAUCCAGCUUAAUCCCCAGCUUUGCCAGACAACAAUUGUCGAAGAUCUGACAUUCAUCAAAACAUUACGUUGCAGUUGUGAGCGAUGGAGUCGUUACUCAAUUGACAAGUGUUUUAGAAGGCUCUGUCAGCUUGGUGAUUCCUUGGUGAAUGAAGAGCUCACACAUAUCCUAUUCCCUCUGAAUAAACAAGAGCUCAGGACCGGGUUGCUUAGGCACUUUAGCAUCAUCUCACGGCAAGAAUAUCUUGAUGCUGUCCAUGAGGAGAAUCUUGUGCGCAGUGAUGAGCGGGAGGAAGAGGAAUUCAGUGCAACACUGAAAGCAAGAGAAAAGAAACUCCUGAAAUGCACCUGUGACCGAGAUCGCCAGCGUGCCCAUUGUGCACAAGUGAAAAAUAACAAACUACAAUCAGUUAAUGAUGUACUGCAGCCACCAGUGCAAAGCCUUGGCUCGCAGCCUUCUCACUCACUCGCCAAGUUAUCCCGCCCACACCAUGUCAUUAAAGAGAACAUUCGCCAGAAAAGACCACCUACUCAUGGUGGUCGUAAACAUACUCAAGUGCCAACUGAUGCACAACAAGUGAAUUGGCAGAGUCCAAUUCUGUGGCCAAUAAUCCUAAAUUGGAUCCACGGUAUGAGACCCUUACUCCACAAGUCAUUAGAUAUUGGAUUGAUUGAACUGGGACUCACCCAUGAUGGAAAGACUCUGUCAUCACAUGUGCAGAGCAAGGACAUCAAGCAUCAAGCACUGUCACACGAACCAACAUAUGUACUUUCCCCUUAUCCUGAUGUAGUGAAAGCCAUUAUCGAUCAGCUUUCAACUCUUCGCCAAGUUGGUAUCACUCUAAACACAUCACACUGCCAUGGUAUCAUUGUUGGGUUGCUGCGCUACAGAAUCCCUUACAUAUUCAUGACAAAGGCUUACAAUGGAUCGAUGUUCAAGUAUUCCGACUCUUGGGUGCAAAUGUUCUUGUAUGAAAACUUGCGCUACACCAUGCGUAAAGGAACCUGUGCAGCUCAGAAACUUCUUACCAACUUGAAUGAGGUCUGUCAUGAGCAGUUCCUUCGGCUUGCGCUCACAAUCCGCAACGACAUGAUCACCUUCCCCCAGUUCUUAGUCAACAUUGACCAAACCAAUAUCAUCUACCAGCCUGCCAGUGGUUAUACCUAUGAAGUUGUUGGUUCAAAGCAGGUUGAUAUAAUUGGCCAGGAGGAGAAACAAGCAUAUAUUCUGGUCCUGUUUUGGAUGGAGAAAAAAGAGGAGCUGGGUGUACCAUCCGAUCAACCUUGCAUUCUACAGCUCGACUGCUGGACUGUACACCCCCAAGUCCCCCAAGCACCAAGCCAACCUGUUAAGAACAUGCUCAAGGGUUGA
Molecule: messenger RNA, 1956 nt
Organism: Suillus fuscotomentosus
Lineage: Eukaryota; Fungi; Basidiomycota; Agaricomycetes; Boletales; Suillaceae
Exons: 7
Coding region: 1-1956 (651 amino acids)
Source: RefSeq, a predicted model, not a curated record